GAAUAAUAACAAGUGCCAAUGAUGAAGAACACACUUUCUUGUUGUUUUGAGGUUGCCGCAAAACUCGCUGUCCCCUUCUCUUUAAAGCUUAACAAUUACCAAAACAAAACUGCCCAAAAAUUAAUCUUAUUCCACCCGAAUAAUAAGCAUUACACCUCAUCCCCAAACAAAAAUAUUUAAGAAUUUUGGAGAGAGAGGGAGAGAUAUUUGGGGGAUGAUUGUCGUUUAAUACUUGUAAAUUGUCGGUUAGAAAUGAAGAAGGGAGACAAAUAGUUUUGUGGGGUGGUGGAAUUUCGGGUUUAAACAUUUAUGAAAUGUCCAUCUUGGAUUAUUGUCGUUGUGAUUGUCGCUUUGGGAUCUCCCGGAAAAUUUGGAUUCUGGGGGCCGGUAUUUUCAUGACCGGAUUUGAAGAUUCUUUUUCUUUGGUUUCUCUGAGGAAUCUGUUUGAGGAAUCUUGAUGAUGAUGAGGAGGAGAAACGGAGAAAUGGGCGUUUGAUUUUUGUAAAGAUCGAAUUUUAUCCAUAUUUCUUCAGCUCAGUUUUCUCUUGGCCAUUAGGAGUUGACAAAGGCCCUUUAGCUGAUACAGAAAUCUGUCAUUAUCAAGAGGUUCCGUGAGAGAUUUCUGACAGUUGCAACAACAGAUUGUUUAUGGAGGAUUCUGUAUACAUGGUGACAAUGCGUUUCUUGAGUCUUGUUGGGAAUUCUUUUGGGUGCUCUGCAUCGGGGGAGCGUCUCGUCUCCGCAGCCAGAGAUGGUGAUCUUCAAGAAGCCAAGGCUUUGUUGGACUACAACCCUCGCCUUGCAAGGUAUUCAACCUUUGGUGUUCGCAAUUCCCCCUUGCAUUACUCUGCAGCUCAGGGUCACCAUGAGAUUGUUUCACUCUUGCUAGAGUCUGGUGUUGAUAUUAAUCUCAGGAACUAUAGGGGACAGACAGCACUGAUGCAGGCUUGUCAAUAUGGUCACUGGGAGGUUGUUCAGAUUCUGAUACUCUUUAAAGCAAAUAUUCACAGAGCAGAUUAUCUAAAUGGAGGAACUGCUCUCCACUUAGCUGCUCUAAACGGACAUUCCCGCUGCAUCCGUCUUCUCCUUGCUGAUUACAUUCCCAGCAUCCCUAACUUCUGCAGCAUUUUGAGGAAAAAGUCUAAGAAUGAUGAAUCUGUUUCAGAGUUUGAUGAAGGUUCACUCCGCGAAGUAAUCAGCCGGCCUGCUGAUGGAGGCAUCACCGCCCUUCAUAUGGCAGCUCUAAACGGACAUGCUGACACUGUUCAUCUCCUUCUGGACAUAGGGGCUUCAGCAUCUGACGUGACAGUGGAGGAUGGGACUACAAUCGAUCUAAUAGGUGCUGGUAGUACACCACUCCAUUAUGCUGCAUGCGGUGGUAAUGCACAGUGUUGUCAGCUCUUGAUUGCCAAGGGUGCCAGUCUUAACGCAGAGAACACCAACGGAUGGACUCCGUUGAUGGUUGCUCGUUCGUGGCAUAGAGACUGGCUUGAGGAGAUUCUAAGCCAACGACCAGCAGGGCGACUAAGACUCAGUCCUUCGCCAUAUCUCUGUCUUCCUCUCAUGAGCAUUGUGGAGAUUGCAAGAGAAUGCGGAUGGAGAUGCAAUGAUUCACCAUCUACAUGUUUAGAUCCAUGUGUUGUUUGCUUAGAGAGAAAAUGCACAGUUGCUGCAGAAGGUUGUUUCCAUGAGUUCUGCACCCAAUGUGCUCUCUACCUAUGUUCUACAAACAGCACGUCGACAGUGGCUCACGGGCCGCCCGGCUCAAUCGCAUGCCCCCUAUGCCGGCACGGCAUUGUCUCGUUCGGUAAGCUUGCAGGGACAAGGCCAAUAACCAAAGAGAUAGCAAGAACUAGUUUGUCCUUGUCUUUCUGCACUUGUUCCACUGAUCCUAACUCUUUGGAGACACCAUUCUGCAAGCCCGAUUUGCCCUCUCCGCUCGGUUCUUCUUUCCGAUCCCUCAGCUGCAAAAAGUUCCCCUCGGUGAAACUCAGCCCGGGCCUCUGCAUGGGAGCCCCGGACACGAGCCCUUGUUUGGUUCCCCGGACCACUGACCGCAGCCAGCUGGUCCGAUGUUCGAGGACGUCGAGCUUGAGGCGCUCCACGUCCCAGAGCGAUGCUAGGAGAUGGUUGUGUUCGUUCAAUUAUUCUAUGGGAGCUGACAGCAGCUGCUGAUUUCAUCAACCACUCUUGGAAUUACUGAUCAACAACUACUUGUCCAAUUAUUUCUAAGCAGUACAUAUUUUCUUCAAAGAAAUUAUCUUGGAUGAAAUUGUUAUUGCAUAAUUGUUUCAACAUUGUUUUGGGUAAAUAUAUGUAAUUUGCCAUUAUUUGUACAAAUAAGAUCAUUUGAGAUUAAAUUUUUUUCCUUUACUAUUAA
Molecule: messenger RNA, 2380 nt
Organism: Salvia miltiorrhiza (redroot sage)
Lineage: Eukaryota; Viridiplantae; Streptophyta; Magnoliopsida; Lamiales; Lamiaceae
Product: probable E3 ubiquitin-protein ligase XBOS32
Exons: 12
Coding region: 649-2175 (508 amino acids)
Molecular function (GO): protein binding
Source: RefSeq, a predicted model, not a curated record